Aspergillus ruber CBS 135680 is the source of this 829-nucleotide messenger RNA. RefSeq lists its product as uncharacterized. The record is from RefSeq and is a predicted model, not a curated record. The transcript is spliced from 2 exons. Bases 252 to 722 code for a protein of 156 amino acids. Lineage: Eukaryota; Fungi; Ascomycota; Eurotiomycetes; Eurotiales; Aspergillaceae.
CACGACACGAAUCGGGACGAUGAUGAUCUUAUCGACUUUACGUGCACUGGAGUGCACAGAAAAAAAAAAUAAUAAGAAAAAGAAAUCACGACCGCGUUAUGCCAUGUUAUUCGACUACGAGACUAUGGGAAUGAGAAGCAUAAUCAUCAUGAACUGCAUGAUCUGAACACGGAAUUCAUCACGCCAUACAUCACAUACUCUACCUCCAAUCCAUCAUCACUGCGUUAUAAAUUAUCCGGGGCGACCCACUAAUGCGAUUUCCUUACUCUUAUUUUCUUCGUUCAUCGUUGUUAUCGGGGCAUUUUGUUGAGGUUGAAGUUCUUUUCAUUCGCAUCCGCAGUCGAGAAACGAAAAUAUGGUGUGGAUUCCUGCUGCAUUUUCAUCUGCAGACCGGAUUUGUGAUGGUUAUCUUUCUUUCGCGUCGGUGGUUUAGUUUUAUCUUUUUUUCCUGCACAUUGUUCUUAUAUCUCGGGUGGUUAUCUGUCGUCUUCUUUUUUAAAUUUUUUUUUUGUCAUUUUCGCGUUCAUGCUGAUGUCUACAUGCUGGGUUCGUUGGCCGGAGGUUUCGUCAUAUUCUUUUCCAUUUAUCAUUUGCGAAAAGGAGGCCGUCUCAUUUCUAUUUCUUUCCGGUUUACGCGCGGUGUCCAUGUUUUAUUGUUUUCUACGUACUUGAUAUCAAACCUGGGAGGCUGUCUGAUUAAUUAUCUAUCUGUUAUGUUCUGAUUUUACGUCGUCGAUGCUUUUUCUUUUUACUGUUUUCGCAUUGCAUUCGCCAAGUUACUUUUACCUGAUUUGAUGCGUUUUCCAAGUCGUGUGAGUUUACGAGGUUU